AUCAUUAACAUGCUAUCCUAAUUGACAAAUGCGAUGGUAUUCAUUGGUGGAAAGUACCGAAGUCAGCGAUUCAGUACAGAGCGUGUUGUUGCACGGCUGCUUAGAGCAGGAGAGUGAGCCCCAGGGAUCCUAGAGAGACCCAACCCGGGCUGGGUCCUGCACUGCCAGGAAAGCAGCAUUCCCUGCAUUCCUGGCAGUGCAGGGCUGGGUCCUGCACUGCCAGGAAAGCAGCUGCUGCUUCCCCGUAGAAAAUAAAAAUCCUUUCUGCUGGUGAAGUGGCUGCUCUUCCCACCUCAGUGACAGCCUGCCUGGGUCUUGGGAACAGCAGAGAAUACAGCUUGUUCUGAAGUCGUCUGUGACCGUCUGCAGUCACCAGGCACCAAACAGGUCUAAACACCAGAGUGAAUCUUGGGCAGGGCUGCCUGCACUGGGACACAUGUAGGCUGAAGCUGUGCAAGAAGCUGACUGUUUAUGCCUUUCUAAAGACAUCCUCUGAAGUAGGCUCUGUUUGUGUGAGCCUUGCUCUGGACUUGCCAUUUCAGUUCUGUUGUGUAAUGUAGCAGGUGAGCUGGCCCCAUGGCUAGGAUCCGUAUUAACUGUUAGGUCUUAACUGUUACAUCUGGUUCUCCCUCUGACCAAGCAUAUCAGUCAGAGCUGCUCAGAAUACAGGGCUCACGUGCAGCAUCAACAGGGACCCCUCAGAGAGCUGCAAAACCCCAAGCACUGAUUGCAGGUCAGAUCCUUCCGUCUUUCAGCUCAAAGCUCUUGCAUGGGCCCAGUCCACGCAGUUCAGUUCCCAGGAAGGCAGUUGAAAUGACUGGAUGGCAGCAGGCUGUCACAAGCCACAGCAGGUGAGCCCAGGCUGGAAUUGCAAGCAUGCUAGCUGUUGGGUGUAGCCAUCCAUUGCAGAAAGGUUCCCUUAUCACCGGCCUGCAUGGCGCUCUGAGCACGUGCCGAGCUCCUAGCUCUUGCAGGGAGGUUUUGAGCAUGUUUCCUUUACCUAAUUAUUUGCAAGAAAGAGAAGAGCUCGGGUGUUCUGGCAGUGGUUCAGGGUGACCUGAGUCACGGCCCAGUUUGAGUCCGUGACUCACCCAGCAGGGCUUUGCUUCUAGCAGAAAUGGACUUUGGCUUCUGGAAAGGCGUUGUGCAGGAGGCUCGAGGCACGCAGUUAGCACACAGCGAGCCUGCCACGCCCAGGGGAAUGCAGCACUUUUGCCAUCACCUUUCCCUGCUCUGGGAGGAAUCAGUUUCUCCCACACUUGCUCUAGGGAGGCCAGUAGGGGCAGGGAGCUGGCCAAGAAGGAAGGAAGCUCCUCGAGUUCUGCGUAAGUUCAUUGACAGGAAGAGGAGUUGCUGCUGGAGUGGCUUGGCUUCUUUGUGAGCUUCAGCUUUUCCAGGAGAGAGGGGUGCUGAAAUGAAGAGAGCCAGCACCUUCGAGGAGCAAACGGAGUGUGUUGUAGAGGCACUGCUCUCUGACCUCCUGGGGGGAGACGCUGGAUGGCGUAGCCUGGAGACGGAUUCUACACCUCAGGCACAGUCAGCGGUCUGUUACUACCAGGGACAAGGAGCUUCCGACACGUUUGACCCGGUGGUGAUUGCCAGCCGCCUGCGGACGCUGGGGGACCUGUACAACCAGGAUGUGGAGGGACCGGCUCGGGAGGUCAUCGCCAAGAUGGCGAGCGGAAAGGUGGAGGCAUUUGGAGCUGCGGUGGAAUCUCUCAGCAGGAGCUGGAGCAGCCAGAACCCUGAGCUGGGCUACGAGACAGCUUUGCUGUCUGUGUCUGUGAAGCUGGGCAUGUACAUCGCCCAGAAAAUCCCAUCUGUGAGGGAGCAGCUGGUGGAGCUGAUUAACAGGAACCAAGUGAGAGACUACAUCCAGCACCAGGGCGGAUGGGAAAACUUGUAAACCUCCUCUGACAAGAAGAGCCACACUGCAUCCAGGGACAUGCCACCCAUGCCCAGAUACCACCACCCAGCGCUCCAUUUUCAGAAAGAAACGACUCUUCCUUGCCAUCAGGCCUACAGCCUCUGCCCUUCCCGCCCCACCCCUGAAGAUGGAGUACCUGCGCUGUGAUUAGACGUGUUAUGGCUGUCCCUCCCUGCCAGUUCCCAUGUGCAAUCCCUUUGUUCACAAGUAUCUGCCGGGUGGGUGCAGAGCUCCGUGUUAGACCUUGCCAGGGUCACCUGGCUUUGCUGAAACAAGCCCCUAAGGAGUCAAUGCGUCUUAAGUGACCCUGCAGCCUGUGGGCAGCUCUUUGGGGUGCUGUGGUUGCAUGUGCCUGUGGCGUGAGCAGUCAGCAGUGCCAGAGGGGCUGCGUCCCAUUUUGGGCUUUGUGGGGAGUGGCCUUGAACCGAGUCACCCACCCCAGGCCAUGCUGGACGAGCUGCACAGACAGGGGUUGGUCCCCCCCGGCCCCAGCCCUCACUUCCCAAAGAAGUCUACCACGCCUCUCUGAGCGGGGUUCUUCCAGGACACCUCUGUUAGGCCCCUCGUCCCUGCCCUGAUGCCCACCUGCGAUCGUGGGGGUGGUGGCAGCCUGAAUGUAUUAAAAAACCUAUCAGACAGAUUUGUGAGCAUGAAGACAGUCCAAGUCCUCUGCGUGUUUGUCCUCCCACCCUGUGGAUCAUGCUGUCUCUGGCUUGUGAGUUGCUGGCACCCAAGCUGUCUCCCAGCCCAGCUCCUCACUUGGGGUCCCUGAGUAAUAAAUUAUUAAAUACUUGA
Alligator mississippiensis (American alligator) is the source of this 2722-nucleotide messenger RNA. It is a transcript of the gene BCL2L15, whose product is annotated as BCL2 like 15. Bases 1415 to 1906 code for a protein of 163 amino acids. Lineage: Eukaryota; Metazoa; Chordata; Crocodylia; Alligatoridae. Gene Ontology annotation, biological process: regulation of apoptotic process. The transcript is spliced from 4 exons. The record is from RefSeq and is a predicted model, not a curated record.